AUGUCGGCACAAGCAGCGUCCCUCCAAGAUAGUUGCGCUGAUUGCCAAGCCCCACUACUAGACGCAGAGGUCUGCACAGUCGACGGGGUGGGUUGGAGACAACCAUACAUCGACUUCAUCCAAAAUGGAAAAUUACCCAGCGACAGGCAAACGUCUCUAAAAAUUCAAAAGAAAGCGACGCGUUUCUUCAUGCAUGAGGGGAUCCUCUACCGCAGAAGCUACAAUAACGCGGUACUAAGGCGCUUAUCAGACGAGGAGGUUGCUGAAGUAAUUACUCGGUCACACAAUACAGAACACCAAGGGAUGCGGAAUUUGUUCCUGCAGCUCUAUGAAGGCGGUUGGGCUUUAGACAUCAUAGGGCAUAUCAACCCGAUAUCCUCGAAACGCCAUAAGUACAUAAUAACCGCCAUCGAGGAUACCACGAAAUGGGUCGAAGUGAUACCUCUCAAAGACUAUGUCGGGGCGACCAUCGCAACAUUCAUCAAAGAGUGCAUCAUCUGCAUAUUUGGAGCACCCAUGAUUAUCAGGGAAGAUAAUGCAAAAUCGUUCGUAAACAAAGAUAUGAUGGAUUUGCUGCAGCAAUAUAAUGUGAGGCUUCACACGUCGACCCCCUACUAUCCUCAAGGGAAUGGGCAAGCCGAGCCGAGCAAUAAGACACUAAUCCGGGUCUUGAGAAGGAUAGUGGAAGACCAUCCCAGAGAGUGUCAUGAGCAGCUCCCGCUCGCGGUAUGGGCAUACAGAAUCUCGAAACGAAGUUCCACGGGGGUGUCACCGUAUUCUCUGGUCUAUGGGGAGGACGCGAUAUUAACGACAGAGAUUGCAAUUCCAUCCGCGAGGGUAUCAAUGGCUAGUCAUACGACUCCGGAUGAAGUAAGUCGCUUUUCCCAUUUAGACACAAUAGAAGAGAGGAGAGCCCGGGCAGAACGGUUUGCUGAGGCAUAUAGGAAGCGAACAACAUACUAUUAUAAUCAGAAUGUAAAGGAAAGGAUAUUCGAGGUAGAAGAUUUGGUCCUUAAGAUUGCUCCUCAUGUGCAAUGUAAUGCUAGCGCAGGGAAAUUCGCUGCAAACUGGGAAGGACCUUUCAGAGUAAGAAAGGUAGCAGAGAGCGGGUAUUACAAGCUCAGACGCAUGAACGGCACGAAGAUCAAGUCACCGAUCAAUGGUAAAUGGCUAAAGAAGUUUUAUGCAUGA
Papaver somniferum (opium poppy) is the source of this 1191-nucleotide messenger RNA. Its product is annotated as protein NYNRIN-like. Gene Ontology annotation, molecular function: nucleic acid binding. Gene Ontology annotation, biological process: DNA integration. Lineage: Eukaryota; Viridiplantae; Streptophyta; Magnoliopsida; Ranunculales; Papaveraceae. The transcript has 2 exons. Bases 1 to 1191 code for a protein of 396 amino acids. The record is from RefSeq and is a predicted model, not a curated record.